AAGAAGGAGGAGGAGGAGGAGGCGGCAGCGGCGAUGGCCACAGAAGGAGGGAAAACCUCUGAACCAGAGAAUAACAAUAAAAAACCCAAAACCUCAGGCUCCCAGGACUCUCAGCCCUCUCCUCUGGCUUUACUGGCAGCUACUUGCAGCAAAAUAGGGACUCCUGGUGAAAAUCAAGCAACUGGACAGCAGCAGAUUAUUAUAGACCCAAGCCAAGGAUUGGUACAACUUCAGAGUCAACCACAGCAGCUAGAACUGGUGACAACGCAGCUUGCUGGAAACGCCUGGCAACUUGUUGCCUCCACUCCUCCUGCUUCAAAAGAAAAUAACGUUUCUCAACCAGCUCCUAGUUCAUCUAGUUCUUCCAGCAGUAAUAACGGGAGUUCCUCUCCUACAAAAACUAAAUCAGGUAAUUCUUCCACCCCUAAUCAGUUCCAAGUCAUACAAGUACAGAAUCCGGGUGGCAGCGUCCAGUACCAAGUCAUACCCCAACUUCAGACGGUGGAAGGUCAGCAGAUUCAAAUUAAUCCAACCAGUAGUUCAUCUCUACAGGAUUUGCAGGGUCAAAUUCAGCUCAUUUCCGCAGGUAAUAAUCAAGCUAUCCUCACUGCUGCUAACAGGACAGCUUCUGGUAAUAUUCUUGCUCAAAACCUGGCAAACCAGACAGUUCCAGUACAAAUUAGACCCGGUGUUUCAAUACCGUUGCAGUUGCAGACCCUUCCGGGUACUCAGGCUCAAGUUGUAACAACCCUACCAAUUAACAUUGGAGGAGUGACUUUAGCUUUGCCAGUGAUCAAUAACGUGAGCACUGGAGGAGGGACUGGACAAGUUGGCCAGCCGACUACUACUACUGAUAGUGGGACUUCCAAUGGGAAUCAAUUAGUUUCUACGCCCACCACCACUGCUUCUGCCAGUACUAUGCCUGAGUCGCCCUCUUCCUCUACCACCUGCACAACCACUGCGUCCACGUCUCUGACAAGCAGUGACACAUUAGUGAGCUCAGCAGACACGGGCCAAUACGCAAGCACAUCGGCCAGUAGUUCCGAACGCACCAUUGAAGAGUCGCAGACACCUGCUGCUACUGAGUCUGAAGCCCAGAGCUCCAGUCAGCUUCAGCCCAAUGGGAUACAGAAUGCACAGGACCAGUCCAGUUCUCUUCAGCAAGUGCAGAUCGUAGGCCAGCCUAUCCUGCAGCAGAUCCAGAUCCAGCAGCCUCAGCAGCAGAUUAUUCAAGCUAUCCCACCACAGUCAUUUCAGCUCCAGUCAGGGCAGACAAUUCAGACCAUCCAGCAGCAGCCUUUGCAGAAUGUUCAACUUCAAGCUGUAAACCCGACUCAGGUGCUUAUCAGGGCUCCAACUUUAACACCUUCAGGGCAAAUCAGCUGGCAAACCGUCCAGGUUCAGAAUAUUCAAAGUCUUUCAAAUUUGCAAGUUCAGAAUGCUGGGUUGUCUCAGCAGCUAACCAUCACCCCAGUGUCUUCAAGUGGUGGCACAACUCUUGCUCAGAUUGCUCCUGUGGCUGUUGCUGGUGCCCCAAUAACUUUGAAUACUGCCCAGCUUGCAUCAGUGCCUAACCUUCAGACAGUGAGUGUUGCCAACCUGGGUGCUGCAGGUGUUCAAGUUCAGGGAGUUCCAGUAACAAUCACUAGUGUUGCAGGUCAGCAGCAAGGACAGGAUGGAGUGAAAGUCCAGCAAGCCACUAUAGCUCCUGUAACAGUGGCAGUUGGAGGGAUUGCUAAUGCAACGAUAGGUGCUGUUAGUCCUGACCAACUCACACAAGUGCAUUUGCAGCAAGGCCAGCAGACCUCUGAUGCAGAGGUGCAACCUGGCAAGAGGCUUCGAAGAGUCGCCUGCUCGUGUCCUAAUUGUAGGGAAGGAGAAGGAAGGGGCAGCAGUGAACCUGGAAAGAAGAAGCAGCAUGUUUGCCAUAUUGAAGGGUGUGGCAAAGUGUAUGGCAAGACCUCCCACCUCAGAGCACAUCUUCGCUGGCACACUGGAGAAAGGCCUUUCAUCUGCAACUGGAUGUUCUGUGGCAAAAGAUUCACACGGAGUGAUGAGCUUCAGAGACACAGAAGGACGCACACAGGUGAAAAGAGAUUUGAAUGUCCAGAAUGUUCUAAAAGGUUCAUGCGGAGUGACCACCUUUCCAAGCAUGUCAAAACUCACCAGAAUAAGAAAGGAGGUGGGACGGCUCUCGCCAUUGUUACCUCGGGAGAACUGGACUCAUCUGUUACAGAGGUGCUUGGCUCUCCAAGGAUUGUCACAGUUGCAGCCAUUUCUCAAGAUUCGAAUCCAGCAACUCCCAAUGUUUCGACAAACAUGGAAGAAUUCUGAAACGCUAUUUAUAACAAAGACCUCUCGUGCUGCACUUAAGUUUACACACCUUUGAAAAUCUGGAAAUGGGCUGGUCAAGUGGAAAUCAGAGUAGGAAGUCACGUUGCAUCCUUGGCAUCUUUAAGUGUUCCAGGGAUUUGAAAUUUUAGAUUUGGUUCAGCACACAGAGUGUUGAAUUUUUAAAAAUGGAAAAAGAAAACCAAUAUACUGGAAACAGAAAAGUAUUUCUUCCAUGCUAUAAGUUGCUGUAGUUUUUUGGAAGUACAUCACAUAACCUUUAAACAAAGCCCUCCCUUCUUUAUAACAUCAUGUGUCGUUAGCAUGUCUAAAGAGACAGACCAUACAAAUUUGCAGGCUGGACCUUAAUUGGACUUAAUCUGUUUGGAAGUACUUGGUUAAAAAAUUUAAUCAGUAAUAACUUACAUGCACUUCUUUUUACUCUGUAGCACAGAAAACAGAUUGUUAUCUGACAAUAGGGAUAAUACUGUGUUUCUUUGGCUUGGUUUUUGGAGAGAUCCGUGCAAAAUAGUUUUGGCCGUCUUUUCUAAAAAAAUAAAAAGUUCUUCAAAAGUUGAAUUAGGUUACGUUCCAAAACACCAAUCUGAGAUGUAUCUCAGGUCUUUAUCACCACUACAUUGUAGUAGUGUGUAUGCAGACAAUCAGUGGAGCCCAAUUAUUUUCUCCAUUUUGGAGACACAAGAGGACCUUAGAGCAAAAUCUUAGGUUAAAUUUUAGAUUGAAACCUUAGGAAAAUGCUGGGGGAAAAUUCAUUAUAACAGAGUUCACAACAGCUUCAAGCUUCAGCUCACGAAAGGCAAGAGGAAGCAGUUUAAACAAUGUUUUGAAGUUAGGGUUGGCUGUGUGCCUAACCCUGUGUUAGGUAGCAAAAUUUCUUUUUAAAUGUUCAUACUGGAAAUACUCUCAUCAGAUCUAUGUAAUCCUGUGUAAUUUCAUAUUAUGUAAAUAUAAGUUAUGCUUACAGUGUGCUGGAUUCUUUAUGGUUUGACUUAGUAGCCAAAGAAAGAAUUAUCAUACUUUUUCCAGGCCAGCAGAAAAUUGUUUUUAACUACAUUAUAAUUUUUGUUUUUCUUUACUAAAAAUUGGCAAAUAUAAUUUUUUUUAGUAACAUGUUAGGUUUAUGAAUAACUUAUAUCACAGUGAUAUCUUUAUGUUGUGUCAAUAACAGAAUUUUCCCUAAAGGUCUAGACAGUUUAACAAAUGUAUAAUAGAAAAGAUAUUAUGAAGCAAAAAAUAUUUUUGGAAAACCAGAAUACUUUUCAGUUAAAUAGCGACUGAAAAUAUAUUUCAUUGUUUGUGCAAGGGUCUUAGAGAAGAGCGUCUUCUUAGGAAAGAUGGCCAAACUUUUCAUAUGGAAAACAAUUGGAUUAUUCUAAUAGAUUAAAAUUAGUAAGACACUUAGUGUUUUUUAGGACUUAUUUACACAGAAUCAUAACUAUUGAAACUGACCAUUUGGAAACUGAAGUUUCUGCUUACUUCGUUUGUUACCAUCAUUGGUUGGAAUAUAAGUCUAUGUUUUCUUGUGCAUUCUUUAUUAUUUCAAGAAAAGUACUACUCAUGAGAAUUCUCUUCCAAAAUCAUGUUUCUUGUAUUUUUGAUGAAGGAGAAAUACUGUAAUGAUCACUGUUUACACUAUGUACACUUUAGGCCAGCCCUUUGUAGCGUUAUAUAAAACUGAAGGCCUUUUGUGCUUUCGGUUUGUAUAAAAAAGCUUUGAGAUUAAAGGAAAAAAAUUUUUACACUGUGGUUAUAAAUUUCAAGUUUCUUAAAGCUUUUGUAGACUUGUAACAAAGUCUUUAAAUUUUAGUUGAAUUUUGUAAAUUGUUUUGUAUAUUUUAUUUAAUGUACUCCUAACAACUGAUGUAUCUGGCUUUAAAACAUCAGAAUCAGUUUGUUGUUUUGUGUGGUACAGAGGAGCAUUUGGUAGUGUUAAUUUUAAUUUUAUUAUAUAGGAGCUGAAACAUCAAAUAUAUAUUUUAUCUAUCAUGCUACACAAUCAGUGCUAUAAAUUUUUUUAUGCAAAGAGACUUUCUUAAUGUUUUAAUCAUGUUUUCUCCAAGCUGUACUUUUCGUUGUUAGCACCAAGUAUGAGCACUCUGCCAUCACUAUUCCAUGAGCCAGUUUUACGGAACCCAUGUAUGCUCAUCAGAAGUGCAAGUUAUCCUCACCAAGAAUGAGGCCUAUUAUCAAUGUAUUGGACUGAAUCUGGAUAACCUUACAGUAUAUAAAAUAAUCAAGUCAGCGGGCACAUGUCACCACUGAAAUUAGAACUAUCUUGACAGUCUGUUCCGCAUACCAUUCUGAGUCCACCUCUCUGUCGUACAGCAGUCGUAAAUUUCAGUGUCCUUUAUUUGACUCAGUGGGAUAUAGCCGUAGCAGGGCACAGAUGUGCAGUUGAGUCUUGUUAAUGGCAUUUCACUGCUCAUUCUCUUUGCCACUGUUACGAAGCUUUUCUUUGUAAAAUUAUCAGUGCAAAGCUCUGUAUUUAUCAUGGUAGAACUCCAGUGUUAGAAUAGUUUUCUCUUACAGUAUACUUUCUUUGGUUAGGUUUGUGUAUGUGUUGCUGAUUACAUUAGAACUUGAUGUUAAGUCAUUAUUUAUCACACUCACGAGAGCAGUAAUAAAAGUGUGUAAUCUAGGAGAAAAAGUUAAUUUGUCAAACUUAGAUAAGCAUGAUGUUAGGUCCUAUUUUUCAAUUUUAUAACUGUUUUAUUGCAACAAUAUUUGUAUUUAAGUCUCCAUUUUAAUGCCUUGUGGUGUUUUUUUUUAUGCAUGUCACUAAGUUGUCAUCCACAUAAAUUGAUGUGCAGCAUAGGGUAUUAAAUCUACAUAAUGAUUUUAAAACAGAAAUAGUUGAUGGUAAAAUGUAAAUGUUUUGCAAAGUUCCUUAUAAAAAGUUUCGUAGUAACAUUUCACUUGUAAAUUUUUUGUAAAAAAGAAAAUGGAAAAAAAGAUGAAUACAGGAAAAAAAAAACUGUUUUCCCAUAUCCUAGAGUUUAGACAAUUAUUCUGCCAGCAAAGCCUCUGGGGCUGUAAUUGACAUUUUUACAGUGCUGAUUUGUAUAAAAUUUGUUUUUUUGUGGAUUUGGAAAUAAAAUCAUGUACAAGUUGUUGCCUGCAGUAACAAUUGCAAGUAACCUAUUAAAGUCCCCUUGGGUUAAACAUGCUUCAUUUAAUUAUGUAUACCAUAGAGCAGCAAUAAAGUGUUUAAACUACCAACCUUCUCAUCACAGUGAACACUGAAAAUUUAAAUGCCUCUCACUAGAAAAUGUAUUGACAACCCUUUUUAAUCCUGGUGUUAAGAUCUGAUCAACACUCUCCUGAAAAUACCGCCAGAGAACACCAGUUUAAAUUGCAUGUUAAUUUGUGACCAUUGCUGUAGACAUUUAUGGAAAUUAAAUUUUGAUUUAGAGACACUUUAUUUAAAUAAUUUUAUGCAAUAAAUGUUACGAAAUAGUAGGAUGGUCUAAGAAAUGAAAAACAAAAUUAAAAUAAUAUUUAGGCUCAUAUCAACAUGAAGAGUCAGUGUACACCACCUAAAUGUGAGAAGGUCUGUGAGAAGAACAGAACUGCUUUUCCCUCUGUGAGGCUUGCACGUCUCACAAAAACCUUACCACCAUAAGAAUACACUACAGUAUGACUUAAGAUAUGUUUCCAAGUCUGCAGAUCCAGCCAGGCUGCUGGGGAAAACUGCAGGAUGUUAGGCACAAAGGGAAGUGAACUGCCCACAAGGCUCCAACUAGUGUUUAAACAUGGACUGGUUAGGCUGGUAUACUAUGUGUGUACAUAGCUUGUACAGCACAGUCUAAGGGCAUGGCUGGACUACAAAUAUAUAUACAUAGCAUGUGUUCUUAACCAUGAUCAGACCAAGGAGCAGUUAAAUUUAUGCUUCUCUACCAAGUAACAACUUUGUCAAAAGAUUUCAUGCCAAAACUAAAGGUACCCAUCUUGACCAGGACUAUUAACUAUGCCUGUUUCUUGUUCCCCUGGGUUGUUCUCUUAUUUAAGGCCAAAGCGUUAUGUCAGUUCCCAAGGAUAAACUUGGAGUUCUUUGGCCUGUUUGCCCAUUCAUCUUACCAGUGAGCACUGAUUAAAUUUCUUUUUAUCCCUCCCAAAACUAGUAUAUGUUUCAGUUUCCUGAAAGAUUGACAUAUACUUAUCAGGAUGUCACUGUAUGAAAAGGUAAUGAAACUCAAAACCUGGAACUUUCACUUUGAAUACCGUAAUGGUCCGGUUUCUGAACUAGGAAUUCCCAACCACAUGAACAAGACUGAAGCAAACAGUGGGAUCAGUCACAGACUGCUGACGUGUUUGUUGUGGAACUGAAGCAAUGGUUAGAGCCGGUAUUGUAAUAGCUGUGGUCAGGAAACUUAUGUUUGAUAGAGCUUAUCUUAUUUAAAAGUUUAGGUGCUAAGUUAUAGGGGCAUGGAGACUUAAGAUGCCAGUGAUAAAUGUGGACUUCUUUGAUUCUCUGGUGAUUGUUGUACGUGCUGUGAUGUUCAUAGUAUGCUGAAUCAAUUUAUAAUUGUGUUGCAGAAUUUUAAAGGCAUUUUCUAAGAUUUUUCUGGUUGGCAUAGCCUUGGGCUCUGCUUCUCUUAGUAGCAGACGACAAUGAAAUCGUUUAUUUUUGGAUACCUGAGCAAGAUCUCAAAUGGAAAUAGUGGAAGGAGUCAAGGAAGGGUCGGGAAGGGAGCACAAAGGGCUGUUGAUAAUGCAGUUUGUCUGUCCAUGGUGAUAGCUCUUGGAAAAGAAGCCAGAGUUCAGGCUGGGCUCCUGGAUUCGUCGUUAUUGAGCUAGUUACUCAGUUAUGGUUUCUGCAUCUUGCCUUUAUUUGCACAAUGGUGAUCGAUACUGUUAGUUAAGUACACCAGGCACUUGGUAAGCAACAACAUUCACAGUCUGUAUCCUAGAAGAGGUUACUUUAUUCAUGAUACUGUGCCAAAACAUCCUGAACUGGAUGGCUUGUGAACAGUAGAAGCAAGCCCAAGGUUCAGUGUCUGAUGUGAACCAGCUCUCUGGGUUCAUGUGUUCCCUUGACAACCCGCACAGUAGAAGGGAUGAAGUGGUUUUCUGAGGGCCUUUUUUCUCGGGGCACUAAUACCAUUUCAGGAGGUCACCAUUUUUAAUCUCUUACCACCUCAUAGAGGCCCCACCUUCUCUACUGUGUUGGGACUUGGAUUUCAACCUGGGAAUCUGGCAUUGAACAGUUCCCAACAAGAUGAAUGGCGAAGUGCUUUGGCAAAGAAGCAUCACGCUGCAAAGCUAACUCAAAACUGCCUGGAAAGGAAAGAAACAUCAGCAGGAAUUCCCCAUUUCAAACAUGUUUUUCUCAAGCUGAGCUAGUCUGAGGUAUCUAUGGUACCUCAAAAUUGCAUGAUAGUAGUCUCCGGAUUGGCUUGUCACACUGGGGACAAGACUGAAACUACUGAAGCACAUCGAGAUUGUGCCUCCUGGGAGGAGCCAAAGCAGGGCAAGUAAGGAUGCCCAGGUUUCAAGACAGCCGAGAAAACUCAUCUGCAGACAGAUCAGACACGACUAAGGGACAGGAGACAAAUGGGACGAUGAGCCUGCACAGCUGCCUCAAGCAACAAUUCAUCUGUGCAUCCUACCUUCCUAGGCAGUUGGCUUGUUUUAAAUUGUGUUAUUUAUUAUCUUGCUAUGAAAUGCAGUCUAAUAAAUAUUUUAUUUAUAGUAGUAUUUUGUGAUGUGGAGGCUAUAAUAAAGUUAUAUUUUCUGCUGAUAAAAUUGUUUCUAGUUUAUAUAAUUUUAUGCUGGGAUUAAAUGUAUGAGUUGUUCAUGGCGAAAUGUAAAGGCCAUCAUGAUUUCUAAGUAUUUGAUCACCUAACAGGUUUGGAAACCACUACUGAGGAAAAUAUCAUAAAAGCAAACAAGCUAACAAAAAAGAAAAAUAUCAAAUUCAGUAAUAGUGUUAGCUGGUUAGACCUUUAAUUAGCAUAACCAUUUUAUAUCUUUACAGCCUUCUUUAUACUAGCUUAUGCUUUGUGUAUGUGAUUGGUGGAGUGUUAUAUCUUUAAUGAUGCUUUGUAAGAAUGAAGUUUAUGAGUUAUUGUAUUUCUUUCUGAUUUCAUGGAUAGAAAAAAAUCAUUGUUGAAAAAAAACAAGUCCCAAUUUGGUGGUUCUAUAUUAGUUUAUUUAAAGAACCCGAGGUGUUUUGUUGUUGGUUGUUCUCUUUAUUUUUCUUGGUUUUUCAUAAUGUAGACAGUGGUUCAUAUUAAAAGUCUAUGUAAAUUGGUCCAAAAAUUCUGUAAGUAACUGGAAGUACUUUCCUCUUACAUCCUAUUUGUGAAUAAGACAGAUUUAAGAAAAAGUGAAAGGGAAAAAAAGCAAACCUAGCAGAUUUCUUGGAGUUAAUCAUUUUACAGAUACAGGCAUUUUUCUGUAUUUUUUAGGAAAAGAAUUACCUUGCUGAUGAAAGUGAAUUUUAAAUAUUAAACUUAUUUGAAUCUG
Molecule: messenger RNA, 8820 nt
Organism: Cricetulus griseus (Chinese hamster)
Lineage: Eukaryota; Metazoa; Chordata; Mammalia; Rodentia; Cricetidae
Source: RefSeq, a predicted model, not a curated record